CCUCCACCCGCCGUCUCGGCCGCGGCCGGCAGCCCCUGCCCCCCGGGGGACGCUGACGGCCGCCGGGCGCGCCGCCCUAGCGUACGGACAGGGGGCGCUCCGCGCGGCCUGGGGCAACCCGGGCCACAGGGGCAGGAAAGUGAGGGCCCAGGUCGGCCCGGGCGUGCAGGGGCCCCGGGUUCGCAGCGGUAGCGGCGGCAGCGAUAGCGAUAUUAGCAGCAGCGGGAGCACCAGGUUGAGCCGGGAAGCCGAUGGCGGCGGCGGCGGCGGCUCCGAUUCCUCGCUGACUGCCCGUCCGCCCUCCUGCAUUGAGCGCCAUGUUACCGAGCCAAGCUGGGGCCGCGGCGGCGCUGGGCCGGGGCUCAGCCCUGGGGGGCAGCCUGAACCGGACGCCGACGGGGCGGCCGGGCGGUGGAGGCGGCGGGACUCGAGGGGCUAACGGGGGCCGGGUCCCCGGGAACGGCGCGGGGCUUGGGCCGGGCCGCCUUGAGCGGGAGGCUGCAGCAGCAGCGACAACCACCCCGGCGCCCACCGCGGGGGCCCUCUACAGCGGCAGCGAGGGUGACUCGGAGUCGGGCGAAGAGGAGGAGCUGGGCGCCGAGCGGCGCGGCCUGAAGCGGAGCCUGAGCGAGAUGGAGCUCGGUGUGGUGGUCGGUGGGCCCGAGGCGGCGGCGGCGGCCACGGGGGGCUACGGGCCGGUGAGCGGAGCGGUGAGCGGGGCCAAGCCGGGUAAGAAGACUCGGGGCCGCGUGAAGAUCAAGAUGGAGUUCAUCGACAACAAGCUGCGGCGCUACACGACCUUCAGCAAGAGGAAGACGGGCAUCAUGAAGAAGGCCUAUGAGCUGUCCACGCUGACAGGGACACAGGUGCUGUUGCUGGUGGCCAGUGAGACAGGCCAUGUGUAUACCUUUGCCACCCGCAAACUGCAGCCCAUGAUCACCAGUGAGACUGGCAAGGCACUGAUUCAGACCUGCCUCAACUCGCCAGACUCUCCACCCCGCUCAGACCCCACCACAGACCAGAGAAUGAGUGCCACCGGCUUUGAAGAGACAGACCUCACCUACCAGGUGUCGGAGUCCGACAGCAGUGGGGAGACCAAGGAUACACUGAAGCCGGCGUUUACCGUCACCAACCUGCCGGGUACCACCUCCACCAUCCAGACAGCACCCAGCACCUCUACCACCAUGCAAGUCAGCAGUGGCCCCUCCUUUCCCAUCACCAACUACCUGGCACCAGUGUCUGCUAGCGUCAGCCCCAGCGCUGUCAGCAGUGCCAACGGGACUGUGCUGAAGAGUACAGGCAGCGGCCCCGUUUCUUCUGGAGGCCUCAUGCAGCUGCCUACCAGCUUCACCCUCAUGCCCGGUGGGGCAGUGGCCCAGCAGGUCCCAGUGCAGGCCAUUCAGGUGCACCAGGCCCCACAGCAAGCGUCUCCCUCUCGCGACAGCAGCACAGACCUCACGCAGACCUCCUCCAGCGGGACAGUGACGUUGCCUGCCACCAUCAUGACGUCAUCUGUGCCCACAACUGUGGGCGGCCACAUGAUGUACCCCAGCCCCCAUGCGGUGAUGUAUGCGCCCACCUCGGGCCUGGCUGAUGGCAGCCUCACUGUGCUCAAUGCCUUCUCCCAGGCGCCAUCCACCAUGCAGGUGUCCCACAGCCAGGUCCAGGAGCAAGGUGGCGUCCCCCAGGUGUUCCUCACAGCACCAUCUGGGACAGUGCAGAUCCCCGUUUCUGCAGUUCAGCUUCACCAGAUGGCUGUGAUAGGGCAGCAGGCCGGGAGCAGCAGCAACCUCACCGAAUUACAGGUGGUGAACCUGGAUGCCGCCCACAGCACCAAGAGUGACUGAUCCGCCCUGCCGCCCUGGACAGAUGGCCCAAGGGACGGCACCACUUAUUUAUUGUUGCCUUUUCACGUUUUCUUUACACACAUGUUGACGGGCCGCAGGAGGGAGGCGGGGAGGAGCGUGGGCAGCCACAGGACUGAGCCCUCUCACUCCAGCCAAAGAAAUGGGCCAGCCUGCCCUCCACCCCGGCCUCCCGCCCUCUCCCCCCCUCUAGCUCCGCCUCCCAUUUCUGUUGCCGGUGGGGCUGCCCUCCCUCCUCAGACUCCCCUUGCCAGCUUGGCUCCAUGUUUUCCAUGAGUAUUAGCUUACCCGAUGGGACCGUGCCCCCCACCACCAUCACACACACAGUUCUCUGUGGGACUAGGCACUGUGUCCCCCUGAGGAAGCAGCCGGUGCCGGUGCCGGGGAAGGGGGGGGUUGCCCUCUCCCCAGUCUCCUUGCUGACCCCACAUCAGCACUGUGUCUGCCACAGGCUAGGUCAAAAGAGCCUGCCCCCUGCCCCUCAGGGAGCCAGCUGGGGAGAUGGGGCUUCUUCCUUCAAGCCGGGUCUGUGGCCCCUACAGCUCCUGAGCAGCGGGGCCUGUGCUCCAGCACAGCAGAUUCCCAGGGCGACCUGCCCUGCCCUGCCGCUCCCUUCGGAACUCCAGGGGCUGCUGGCUUGGAGGGAACCACCCGUGUUCCCCUGUCUUCCCCCCUCUCCUCCCAGCUGCUUUACUUAAAGUUGAUUUUGAACUUUUUAUUUGAGGAGACGAAGUGAAAACAAAUCUAUAAAUAUAUAUUUUUAAAAUAUUUAACUUUUUUUUAUGGCGUUUUUCUCGUCCCCCUCCCUGCCCAAGCUCCCCUUCCCUGGGGAGCCCUGAGGCUCCCCGGAACUGGCUGGGCCUCUGGGGACAGAGCCACCCCAUGAGCUUGGGGCUCGCCAGUGUGGGGGGGGAGAUUGCCCGGUCCUGGGUUGUUUCCAGGAGAAAACCGGGGGAGGGGCCCUCAGGCCAUGCCCCAACGGGGUGGGGAGGGUGACCCACAG
Budorcas taxicolor (takin) is the source of this 2868-nucleotide messenger RNA. It is a transcript of the gene SRF, whose product is annotated as serum response factor. Bases 318 to 1847 code for a protein of 509 amino acids. Lineage: Eukaryota; Metazoa; Chordata; Mammalia; Artiodactyla; Bovidae. The record is from RefSeq and is a predicted model, not a curated record. Gene Ontology annotation, molecular function: DNA-binding transcription factor activity, RNA polymerase II-specific; protein dimerization activity; serum response element binding. The transcript has 7 exons. Gene Ontology annotation, biological process: positive regulation of transcription by RNA polymerase II.